GACUCAAACCAGGAAGCUCGACGGAUUACGUGUGUGUAAACAAACUGCAGGGGACAGGACGAUGUACAAAUCGAACCCCCAGACAGGGUUAGUUGUAUAUUUCAGGGCUCUAAAAUAGUUUGUGUCCUUCUUUUAGUCCAUGCUUAGUUGGUAUCACGUGUGACAGUCAUGAGCCACUGUUCAUCCAGGCUGGCUGCUGCCUGCAUCCCGCAGCCCGCUUUCACUGAGGCGCAAAUGUCCUGCAUGCUGGACACCGCUGCGGAGCAGAUGAUGGUCGACAAAGACUUCCAAGCGGCCUUUGAAACGUGCGACAGCGGCUUGGAAAUCCUCGUCGACGUCGAGCGAGAGGACAGCAGAUGUGGCGAUUUUAAGGCUGGCUUCUGCAUCUUGGGAAUUCAAGCACUGGCUGAGAUGAACCAGUGGCAUGGUGUCUUCUCCUGGGUCCUUCAGCAGUACGAGCACCAGGAGAAAAUACCAGCUAAGAUCAUGCAGAUGUGCAUACUCCUUUACUCCACGGUGGGAGAGCCGGCCGCGGUGCAGGAGGCCGCCAGAGUCUGGCUACACUGCCCGUCCAACGGCGCGGCGGCGGGGUUCGCCACGGUGGCCGAGCUGUACCUCCUGCACGUCCUCGUGCCCCUCGGCCUCAGAGACGAGGCCGUGCAGCUGAUCGCCGGGGAGGUGGGACGCGUCGCCUUCACAGAAGAACAGAGGUGGGCGGCGCUGGACGUCGUGGGAGAAAAAGAGCGGCCGGACGAGGAACCGCCGCUAAAUCCAGACAUCGGUCCGGACGCCGAGAUCCCUGCACGUCCCCCCUCGAGUCAAGGAUCCGUACUCCAUAAACUCGAAGCCAUGCUCCGGUUUUUGUGCAGAAAGGUGUCGUCGGCCGGCCGCGGCUCAUUCCCUCUCCGGAGGCUCUUUCUGGCCGCCGUCCUCCUGUGCGCGCUUUGGUUCCGCAUGGACACAGCUCAUCCAUCUUCAUUCGUGUGGAUUUCCAAACUCCUCCAGCUGCUGAGACAGCUGUGGACGGCCAUGUUCGCACCGUACUACCAGGCUCUUACCGGGAGGCCGUAAAGGACUAAAAAUCCCAUUUUUUCAUUAUUCAAUUUGAUUCAUUUUCACUUUGUUGUGCUUAUAAGAGAAUAUGUUUGCCUUUUUUUUUAAAUGUCAUCAAACCAGUGUGAACACGAGUCCUUUAGUUCCUUAUUUCUGCUCCAGACAAAGACAUUCUCUGCGGUAUUUGCUGUCGUCUGAGUCGGCCUCGAGAUGAUCAACUAGAUCGACAUCCUGCCGCUUCCUCUUCAUCGUAACAAUCAUUUUAGCAACCAGGAAAGUUCCUCACAAAGAUUUCAAUACCAGGAGUGUCCCAACACUUUAAAUCUGUUUAUAUAUGAUUGUAGUCUACAACUGGAUUUUUUUAAUUUUAAAGGAACUUUUAAAACAUUGAUCUAUACUGCCAUCUGUUGGUCUUUUUCAUCUCCUUGUGCAGAAGAAACAAAAAUAUCAGCGGUAACCGCGACCAACCCAGCUCACGCAAAUACAUUUGAGCUUUAUUACAAACUGUUCCAUCAAACAAGGCAACGAUGGGUCCAAAGCGUAACGUGCUGUGUGCAUGGGUAAAUACACAUUCAGCCGCAUGUAGCUGCUGCCGCCAUCGUUGU
Molecule: messenger RNA, 1658 nt
Organism: Pungitius pungitius (ninespine stickleback)
Lineage: Eukaryota; Metazoa; Chordata; Actinopteri; Perciformes; Gasterosteidae
Gene: pex26
Product: peroxisomal biogenesis factor 26
Exons: 5
Coding region: 169-1071 (300 amino acids)
Biological process (GO): protein import into peroxisome matrix; protein import into peroxisome membrane
Cellular component (GO): peroxisomal membrane; peroxisome
Molecular function (GO): ATPase binding; protein-containing complex binding
Source: RefSeq, a predicted model, not a curated record